Messenger RNA from Topomyia yanbarensis, 637 nucleotides. RefSeq names its product small nuclear ribonucleoprotein Sm D3 (gene SmD3). Lineage: Eukaryota; Metazoa; Arthropoda; Insecta; Diptera; Culicidae. The record is from RefSeq and is a predicted model, not a curated record. Gene Ontology annotation, biological process: spliceosomal snRNP assembly; RNA processing. The transcript is spliced from 2 exons. Gene Ontology annotation, molecular function: RNA binding. Bases 102 to 554 code for a protein of 150 amino acids. Gene Ontology annotation, cellular component: U5 snRNP; U2 snRNP; SMN-Sm protein complex.
CGUUGACAGAAGAAACGUCCAACGACGAGUAAAAACAGGAUAGAACAGCACAUUAAUCCGCUUGGAAAAAAGCCGCGUCGCAAGUCAUCGAUAUCUUCAUAAUGUCUAUCGGAGUUCCUAUUAAAGUUCUUCAUGAAGCGGAAGGUCACAUUGUUACAUGUGAAACAAUUACCGGUGAAGUGUACCGCGGCAAGCUCAUCGAGGCGGAAGACAACAUGAACUGCCAAAUUACGCAGCUAACCGUAACCUAUCGCGAUGGACGAACGGCGAAUCUGGAAAACGUAUACAUUCGUGGAUCAAAAAUUCGAUUUCUGAUUCUGCCUGAUAUGCUUAAAAAUGCUCCAAUGUUUAAAAAGCAAGGUACAAAAUCAGGUACGGCGGGACGAGGAAAAUCGGGAAUUUUGCGAGCUCAAGCAGCGAGAGGUCGUGGUCGUGGUGGUGGCGGCGGCGGUGGAGGAGGAGGACCUGGUGGUAAUGUAGGAAAUCGUCCACCAGGAAAGGGGAAUUGGCAAGGUCAGGGUCCUUCUGGCGGCAGAGGUAGAGGCGGAUUAUAGAUACUAAGUAUUCAUUAAAAUACAUAUGUAUAAUUCCUCCAGUUCACUCAUUUUAAAAGAAAUAUAAGAAUAAAUCAUUUGAA